AUGAGCCUCAGUUCCAAGAAAAAAACCGGUCCGCCCAAGCUCCAAUCCAAACAAUCCAAGCCCGUCUCGGAUGACAGGGAAGAAACACCUGUAUCUGCAACCCCGUCCCCAAAGUCUACAAAGAAGGCGCCUGGUGCACCCGAGCAGCGCCGUCCUAUCUCCCCACCCAAGGACGAUGUCUCUCAAGCUUCUGGCUCCGCGGCCCCACUCGAGCACGCCGCGUCCGAGCAGUCCGAUAAGGUUCGGAGCCAAUCGGGUCAAGCAAUGGAUAUAGCGCGGAAGGGCGAGAACACUCACUCGAGCACCGUGUCGCCUGAUGUUUCUACGCUUAAGGGUCUCCAGGUCGCCAAGGGUGGCCAAAUCUGCGAUCAGAACGGCAACCCAAUGGGAAAGGUGGUGGAGGGAGACUCGGAGGACUUGGUUGGCCAGACUGUCGGGGACAAUGGCGAGAUUUUCAACGAGGAUGGCGAUUUGAUCGGCCGCGUUGAUAUAUUGGAUGAGACGGUUGGUCAACCUAUGGAGUUUCCCGGGGAGGAACAGUCGAAGCUGGACCAGGCCAAGGACGUGUUAACCACCCUGGAAGAACUUGAUGGGCUCCCUGUCUCCGAGGGUGGCAUGAUUAAGAAUUCUUCCGGCCUGGCAGUGGGCAAGGUCGUCGAGGGAGAUCCGGAAGACCUCGUCGGAUAUACUGUCAGUGGCGAGGGAGAGAUCGUCGAUGAUGAAGGCGACGCUAUAGGCCGCGCGGAGCUUAUCCCCGUGGAGGAGCAGCAGCAACAGCAACAGAAGAGCGCCGAAGAGACUGCUCAUGACGCCACCGCGGAGAAGAAUAAAAUGAUCCCAUCAAUCGAGUCUCUCGAGGGUUUGAAGUGCAAUAAGCGCGGCUACAUCAUGGAUGAAGCUACCGGCAAGCCUGUUGGAGAAAUAAUUGAAGGUGAUCCUAAGAAGCUCUCGAAGUUUGGUGCCGAACUUGACGCCAUGGGCCAAUUUUGGGAUAACCGCGGCAAUGUGAUCGGCAAGGCCCAGCCAAUACCCGUCUACGAUGAUGAAGAGGGAGGGCCAUUUGCAGGCCUAGAUGGUCUGGUCGUAGGCCAGGACGGAUGGGUCGAAGACGAGAACCAGACAAGGGUCGGGCGGCUCGUUGAAGGCGACGCGAAGAAGCUGGUCAACCGAGCAGUGGACGAGGACGGUGAAGUAGUCGACCGGUAUGGCAACGUCGUCGCGCGUGCAGAACGCUGGGAGGAACCUGAAGCGCCAGAGGUAGAGCCUAUUGACCUUUCCAGUAUGGAUGGGCUGAGUUGCAACAAGGCCGGGUAUGUGAUCGGGCCGGAGGGCUGUCCGAUCGGUCGUAUUGUUGAGGGUAACCCUAAGGAGCUGGCGGGGAAAAGUAUAUUCGAGAACGGCGAGAUUUACGAAGGCAAAAAUAUAGUCGGUCGCGCCGAGCUUAUUCCUGAGGACGAGCGCGAAGAUAUUCCCGAUGGCCCGUUCGCCGGCUUCGAGAGCCUGGUCGUCACUAAGGACGGGUUUAUCGAGGACGAGAACGGCUCUAUCGUAGGUCAACUCAUCGAAGGGGAUGCCAAAAAGUUGCGUGGCCAUGCGGUCGACGAAGAUGGCGAGAUUACAGACAAAUAUGGCAAUGUCAAGGGCCGUAUUGUUAACAAGCAGGGCAAUAUCGUGGACCCAGCCACGGGUGCUGUCUUUGGGCGGGUAAUUGAAGGCGACAAACGUCUCGCUGGCUGUAAGGUCGACGGCCAGGGUCAAAUCUGGGGUGACAACGGCAAGGUGGUUGGCCGGGCGGGGCUGAUACCCGACGCGGAGCGGGAAGAAAAGGAGGGACAGUUCUACGGCUUUGACAAUGCCGAGGUCGGCAAGGACGGCGUGGUUGUGGACGCAGGCCGGAUCAUCGGCCACCUCAUCGAAGGCGAUGCAAAGUAUCUUUUCGGCCGUAAGGUCGAUGAAGAUGGCGAUGUCGUUGAUAAGAAUGGAAAUAUCAUCGGUAAGGCUGAACGCUGGGAGCCGGAAGAGAAGCAGCGCGAUGUCAGCCCUAUGUCUGGCCGAAAGAUCACCAAGGAGGGUGAGGUGCGCGAUGCCGAUGGCAACCUUAUUGGCAAGCUGACUUCCGGUAACCUGGCAACGCUGGUUGGCAAAACCAUCAACGACAACGGCUAUGUCGUUGACAACGAUGACAACAUCAUUGGCGAGUGUACCUUACUGGAGAACAUUCCGGAGCCUGAGCCUGAAGAAGAAGGUCUCACCGAGGAAGAGUUAGAGGCUCAGGCUAAGGCCGAGGAAGACCGCCAGAUAGCUGAGAAGAUGAUCUACAUCCUCAGCCAGACCCUCGACCGAGUCAAGCCUGUUUGCCGACAGAUCACCGAGGCGCGUUCAAGUUCCUUCCCUUAUUUUUCAGUGUUCCAAUUCCUAGUAAUAACAAUUCUACAGCAAAUCGAAAAGGCCGAGCGCACACCCAAGGAGGAGCUCGACGAAGAGAAGCUCGUCCAAGUCGUCAAACCGCUUCUGGAAGAAGGCGGCCGCAUCCUCCAAGAAUGCAACGGCUCCAUCCGCGCCCUCGACCCCGAUGGGAGCAUCGCGGCCACCGCCAAGGCGCGCGCCGCCUCGCGUGAUGCUACCCCGGAGGAGUACCAGCUCGCUGACCUAAUCAGGGAGCUGGCCGAGACAGUCACCAAUACGAUCGAUAACGGCCGCAAACGCAUAGCUGACAUGCCUCACGCCAAGAAAAAGCUAAAUCCGCUCUGGGCCCUCCUCUCCGAGCCACUUUUUCAAAUUAUUGCCGCCGUGGGCUUGCUGCUGAGCGGUGUUCUGGGUUUGGUCGGAAAACUGCUCGGUGGUCUCGGGCUGGGUGGUUUGUUGGAUGGCCUUCUUGGUGGAUUGGGACUUGACACGUUGUUCGAUAGUCUAGGAUUAGGGGGAAAAGGUAAGUAA
This is a messenger RNA of Penicillium cataractarum, 2937 nucleotides long. RefSeq names its product DUF3659 domain-containing protein. NCBI's taxonomy places the organism in Eukaryota, Fungi, Ascomycota, Eurotiomycetes, Eurotiales, Aspergillaceae. The record is from RefSeq and is a predicted model, not a curated record. The coding region runs from base 1 to 2937 and encodes 978 amino acids. The transcript has 2 exons.